Ipomoea nil (Japanese morning glory) is the source of this 2515-nucleotide messenger RNA. Its product is annotated as pollen receptor-like kinase 1. Gene Ontology annotation, biological process: protein phosphorylation. The transcript is spliced from 3 exons. The record is from RefSeq and is a predicted model, not a curated record. Gene Ontology annotation, molecular function: ATP binding; protein binding; protein kinase activity. Lineage: Eukaryota; Viridiplantae; Streptophyta; Magnoliopsida; Solanales; Convolvulaceae. Bases 285 to 2393 code for a protein of 702 amino acids.
AGGAGGACUAUAAGUCUAUAACUAUUUUUGUGUGUUUUAUUUCACUCUGAAGCCCCUAGAAACAGGGGAAUACACAAAAGACACAAGUCACACAACGGAAGAAGUGGAGAAAGAAGUGGGAAAGAAACUAGCUCCUCCCUUGGACAAAAACUACCUUUCUUUUAGGGAAAAAAAGAGACCAAAAAUGUGGUAAAAAACAGAGAAUAGAACGUAGAAUCAAUGCUGACAAAAUAUUGGGUCAAGACAUCCCUUCCAUCUUUCCCCCGUCGUAGUGGUUGUUGCUGAUGAUGAUGAUGGGCGUGCAGCAAGCCACCGGAGCUUCACGCAACCGGUGGCUAAGAGUAGCUGCUCCGCUAAUAAUGUCAUCCUCCUCCCAGUCGUCCUCGUCAUCACGCCCCCUCUUGUUCAUCUUUAUUGGAAUGUUAAUGUUUUCGUCACAUGCAUGGGCUGCUAAGCCAUCAUCAUCAGGCAACAACCGAGUUUCAUCGGUUGACAGCUCGGCCGACGCCCUCAUUAGCUUCAAAAAAUCCCUCGUCACCGGCCCCAACGGCAUGACGGCGUCCCGGGCGCUGGCCUCUUGGGAUCCCUCCACCAGCCCCUGCUCCGGCAACAACCAGAACUGGCGUGGUGUGCUUUGUUAUAAUGGAAACAUUUGGGGUCUGCAGCUUGAGAAUCUCAACCUCUCCGGCGACAUUGACGUUGAUUCCCUUACUCCCCUCCGUUCCCUGCGGACUCUCAGCUUCAUGAACAACGCCUUCGAGGGUGUAAUGCCCGACUGGAGAAAGCUCGGUGCUCUCAAGUCGCUCUUCCUAUCCAACAACCAUUUCUCCGGCGAGAUCCCCGACAACGCUUUCUCCAGUAUGACUUCUUUGAAGAAAAUCCAUUUAGCUAAUAAUAACUUCGUCGGAAAUAUUCCCCUUUCUCUGGCAAUCACCCCUAGGCUCCUGGAACUCAGGCUCGAGAACAAUGACUUCACCGGAACCAUACCGGCCUUCCACCCUGGUCUCAGGUUGUUCAACGUCUCCAACAAUCAGCUCGAAGGUCAAAUCCCCCCCAGCUUAUCCCUUAUGGAUCCAUCUACUUUUUCUGGGAACAAGGAUCUAUGUGGAAAGCCUCUGGACACUCGUUGCAACCCGAAAAGCACUUCACCCGCCCCGACUCCUCACCCGACCUCUCCCGGGGGUUCCAAUGGCGGCAGUCGUAACAAUCCAGCGCAAUCAUCUUCUCAAAAUAGCACACUGCUGCUGAUAAUACUUUGCUGCAUGGCCUUUGUUGUGCUCCUUUUGGUGAUUAUCAUUUUACUUUACAAUUUCCGAUGCCAAAGCAGAGGAGGAGUCGAAUCUGCGUAUUCUCCCUACAAUGCUCACCCUGAGAAUUUCACCGCCGUGACGACCUCUCCGGAAGUGGUGCUCCCGGCCGUCCCCUCCGCCUACACGACUAAUCCUACUACUGCCCCUGCCAAAGCAACGCCGGGCGUGGGAAAGUUGACGUUUGUGAAAGGCGACAGGUCGCAGUUCGAUCUGCAGGACCUGCUGAAAGCUUCGGCAGAAGUGUUGGGAAGUGGGAACUUGGGAUCCUCGUACAAGGCGCUCAUGAUGGACGGGCAGGCCGUGGUGGUGAAGAGGUUUAAGCAUAUGAAUUACGUCGGGAGAGAAGACUUCCAUGAACACAUGAGACGGUUGGGCAGGCUUGAACACCCCAACUUGCUCCCUCUCGUUGCUUAUUAUUACAGAAGAGAAGAGAAGCUCUUGGUGGUUGAUCAUAUCCCCAAUGGCAGCUUGGCUAGCCACCUUUAUGGCACUGAUUCAAGGCUUGAUUGGCGAACGCGGUUGAAGAUCAUCAAAGGAGUGGCGAAGGGGCUAGCCUACCUUCAAACGGAGCUACCUAGCUUAGUGACUUACCACGGUCACCUCAAAUCUUCAAAUGUUCUUCUGGAUAAGUCAUUCAAUCCCAUCAUGAUGGACUACACACUGGGGCCGGUGGUAAACUGCGACCAAAUCCCCAACGUUCUGAUCGCCUACAAAUCCCCGGAAUACGCACUGCAGGGGCGCACCACCAGGAAAACCGACGUGUGGACCCUGGGGAUAUUGAUCUUAGAGACGCUAACCGGCAGGUUCCCCGCCAACUACCUGAUGCAGUGCCCGGGAUACGGCUCCGAGUUAGCGAGCUGGAUAGAGUGUAUAGCCGCGGGGCUAGAGGAUAGCGACGCCGGCGGUCAAUCCGACACAACCGUUUUCGACAAAGAGAUGGGGGAUACGCAAGCCAACCGGGGAGAGAUGCAGAAACUACUUAAGAUUGGGUUGGCUUGCUGCCAAGAAGAUUUGGACAAGAGGUGGGAAUUAAAGGAGGUCUUGGAAGAACUGAAAAGAAUCAAAGACCAGGAUGACGACUAAAAGUAAAAGGUUGCUAACUUAUAAAUUCAAUAUUUUAUAUGUUUCUGUCAACUAUUGUGAGGAUAUUUGUGCUUUUAUGUAUAUAUGUAUAUACAUCAAGCGGAUGCAGCUGCUUUACUUUA